Molecule: messenger RNA, 1425 nt
Organism: Paramecium sonneborni
Lineage: Eukaryota; Ciliophora; Oligohymenophorea; Peniculida; Parameciidae
Source: the annotation of a GenBank genome assembly
AUGAACAAAAUACUAAAUACUAUUGAUAAAUUCGAUAUAUUUGGGGUUCCAAUAAAUCUUUUAACUAAUGCUAAAGCAUCCUUAUAUUAAAGUAAGAUUGGCGGAAUAGUUUCUCUUAUUAUUGGAAGCAUUAGUCUAAUCUAUUUUUUAUAUGUAAUCAUAUUGUGGAUUGAUCAUUAAAUUCCUCCUAUUGCGAGUAUUAAAUAAUAAACUAUAUCAUACGCUGAGUUUUCGUUGUCAGACUCUAUUAUUGAAUUAGAAUUAUAAGAUUUUUUCGGAGAAUUAGAUCCAUUUAGAAAAGAAAAUAAUAUAAUUACUCCUAAUUUAUAUAGAAUUUUAAAUACAACUAUAGUUGAUAAACCAAUUCCAUUAUUCAGUAGUGAAAAUAAGCCAUUUAAAAUAUCGAUAAGUGAUGGAACUAUUGUUUUAAACCAUGAUUAUACAGGAAAUGAUGGGCGUUUAGAAAUGACAUAAUUGUUGCUCGUUUUAGAGGGUUGUUCUAAUCAAACUGCUGUGCCUGGAAGUUAUUGUGCUGAUGAAGAUGUUAUAACUUAGUAUUUAUCUAAAUUACAUGGGUUUUUAUUCUUAACGAUUAAAUUAAACUAACUUAAAUCUUCUACAGGUUAACUAGAAGAAAUUCAAAAAUAAUAUUAUACAGCCUUAGAACCAUCUAAACCUUUGUAUUCAUAGGUUAUGCUUAAAUAAUAAGAAUCUAUUGUUGAUGAUGGAAUAUUAUUUAAUAAUUAUGAAAAUUACUAUUUCUUAAACAAUUAUGAGCUGAUCCAUUAACCAGUUGAUAAUCUUUUCACUGCUUAAGUGGUUAGCUAAAUGUCAAAAAAAGCUUAUCAAUUCAAAAGUUAUGGUUGUUAUUUAUUUAGAAUUGAUAACAUUUCUGUUUUAGAAAGUAUCACACUUCCAAAGCUAGGUUAAAUUCUAGCCUAAGUUGGAUCAAUUGUGUAAGUAAUAUUUUUACUAAAAUAUAUUGCUAUAUAUUACAAUAAAAUGCUAUUAGAAAACGAAUUACUCCAUGAAAUAGUAUCUAUGUAUUAUCCAGAAAUCAAAAAAAUCAAAUUGAACUAUUUAAAUGAGUUUGUAAAUUCAGAAUAACAAGAAAACAGUAGGAAUAAAUCAUAUGAGAAUGUUAAAUUUAAAUAUAAAACUUUUAUUAAAAGAGCAAAAGAAAAAUGUAGAUUGGAUAACAUCUUAUAUGAAAUUUCAAGAAUAUAAUUUAUUAUUUAACAAUAAUUUGGAGAUUAAGUUCUGUAACAGAGUCAUUAAAUGGGAGGAAAAUUGUCCAAUAACUAUCUGGAUCAUUAAAACAGCAAAGAGUCUAAUAGAUUAACAGUUAAACCAGCUAAUUCUUUAGAAAUAGAUAAUGACUAUGCCUUAUUGGAACCUUUAGAAAUGUUACAAAAACAACAGUGA